GGGACAGCUUCUUAGAAUACUUUGCACCGGUAUACAAGAAGGCCGACGAGAAGCCAGAGCCCACAUCUCACGACCCUUUAACUCAGGCAACAAGAAAACACUGGUGAGGCAUUUGAAUCUAGCACGACGGCGGAGCAAACCAAAAAAAUGGUGUACAGGUGUCCAACUUGUCCCUAUGUGAAUGCCAGCUACCACGGCACUCUCACUCACUGCCAAAUGAAGCAUCCAGACAUCAUAGCCAGGGCAGAUGAACUUCAAACGGAUGUAGUGCUUGUGAACAACAUGGUGGGCUGUACCAUUGGCUCAGGUUUUAAUGAGAGAGGGUACAUAUGUAAAAUGUGCCCACAAAUCUUUGCAUCAUUGAGGAAACUGAAAGUCCACCAUGUGACGGACCACGAUGGUGCCGAGCCCAGAGCUUCUGAACGACCUGAUCACGGCUCUCAUGGCUCAGAGUUGAUGGAUUUAAAAAACAAUGCAGCAGUGAGCGCCACAGAAAUGGGCUUCAGCCGCGACCUCGACACUCCGAAGACGUGUGAAUCCAGCAUACCGUACAAGUGCCACAUGUGUUCCUACAAAGCAUACUAUCGAAGAUACCUGCAAUGUCACUACAAAAAUACUCACAAAUUGGAUGCUCCUGUCACACGCAAGCUUCUCGAGAAUUAUGGCAAAUAUAAACUCAACAAUGCCAGCCAACUGCCUGGAGCUGAAUGUGAGGAAGGUGCAACCCUCACAUGUAAGAAGUGUCCGGAGUUGAUGUUUGAAUCAACUCAGCUGCUUGUUGCCCACUAUGCUACGUGUCAUAGCUCAAAAUGCAUUGACUUCACUGUGUUAUCACAAGGAUCAAAGAAGGGUAGCACAGGUCUUUACAGGUGUGUCCACUGCAACAAACAAAUGAAUGGGAUUAGAAAGCUGUGGUAUCACCUGGAUUGCCACAGAGAGAGGGACAUAAAGAGGGCAAACGCCGCGAUGACAACGGCAUCACCUGUCAUUACGACAACACCAGAGGCCAAAUCCGUCAAACUCGGUAGGCAAGAUGAGCUUCUCAUGUUAGAAAGUGUUGAGGAACUGUCCCAGUGGAACGUGGCGCCAGUACAGACCUUCACUUUGCCGCUGAGUCCUCUGUCGUCACCUUCAAAUCCAGCUGAUGAAGAGCAACCACAGCUGAAAUCGAGAGAACACACUUGCAGACAGUGUCGGCGGACAUUCAUGUCACUGAAAGGUUUGCGUUCGCAUGAGCGCAGCCAUGCAGCCGUGGCAGCCAUCAAGAAGCUGGACAACCUGCCUACCUCAGUUUUAAAACACGACAUUAACAAAUACGUCCUGUACAAAAUCGGGACUAUAAAGCCCUUCCUGUGUAGUUUCUGCUCCUAUCGGACGACCGUCAUGGGCCUGUGGAGGAGCCAUUUUAUGAAAACGCAUAAAGAUGACAUUGCGGAUCCUGAUGAGACUGACAACCAAGAUGAGCAGAGGGCCGACAAGGAGCCUUUAAGUUCAUCAGAGGAAUUGAACUAUUGCAUUGAACCUGAAAUUACUGAAAAGUCGCUGUACUUAGAGCCCCCAGAUGUGCAGCGGCAGUUGAACCAUUAUAGCUUUAUGGCACAGGCUGAUGCUCUGACGAAAACUAAUAGGCAAGAAUCCACAUUACCUGAUGACUGUCUUCUUCACUGUGAGUUCUGCAAUUUCAACACUGGACACCUGUCUAGUAUGCGACGACACUACCUAAAUCGCCAUGGAAAGAAGAUCUUCAGGUGUAAGGACUGCAGCUUUUUCUCUGGUUUAAGGAAAACCCUGGAGAUGCACAUGAAGACGGGUCACUCGACAUGCCAGUCAGAACCGAGUCAUCAAAAAGACCUCCGCUGCCCUUUCUGCCUCUACCAGACCAAGAACAAGAAUAACAUGAUCGAUCACAUCGUCUUGCACCGUGAGGAACGCGUUGUGCCAAUAGAGAUACGUCGCUCGAAGCUAUCGCGGUGCCUUCAAGGCAUCGUCUUCCGCUGUCACAAAUGCACUUUCACGAGUGGAAGUUCUGAAAACCUGCGUAUGCACAUGACCAAGCACGAUGACAUCAAACCCUACAAGUGUCGGCUGUGCUACUUCGACUGCACUCGGCUGAGCGACUUGGAGGCACACCUGAGUGAUAAGCAUCAGGUAGUGAGGAAUCAUGAGCUUGUGGGUCAGGUCAGCCUCCAUCAGCUACAGGCGAGGGUUGGUACGAUGCCAGAACAGGAAGAAGAACCGUCUUCUAACUUUGAGCAGCACAACAACGACAGCGAGGAUGUAGAAACAGAUGAGUUUGUUACCGACUGUAAUGAAGCUCCACAUAAGACACAAGCUAAGGACCCGGCAGAAAAUCCCACGAGGGAGGACAUUACACUACAGACCGAGGAAGCAGGUCCGAAGCAAUGGGAGGACGGCAAGUAUAAAAAAAGCUCUGCCAAGAGCUUUGUGUCGGUCCUUCAGUAUGAGAAUGUAAAACCAAACCAAGAAAAGCAUGUGCAGGAUCCACAAGAACGAGCAGUUGUGUUUUUGCUGGCCCAACCCAAACUCAGAGACAAUGAGGACAGCAGCAAUACAUUCAGAAAACAAAAAGAUGCGGAAGCAGAGGGAAGCUCAACAACAUGUGUCAAAAUAGCUGAAAAAGCACAGGCCCCUAAUCCACAUGAUAAAGCAUCUCAGCAUAAAAGAUUGGACAUCAAUGCUUGGGUAGAAGAAAAUACACUACAUCAUAUCCAUAAGACGCACAUGAAUGCAGAUCCGGAUACAAGAUUUAAGACUGAGAAGAACAUGGAGACUGAGGUUGUAGAUGAUGUUCGAAGUGAGAUGGUAUUGCUGGAUGAAGAGGGCAGCAUCCCUCUGGCACACGAGCCAGAACAUCUAGUUAAUAAGGAGGCUAUUUCAGCCCUUUCUAUUCUUUUGCCCAAGUGUGCACAACUUAAAUUAAGCCACAAAGAGAGCUCCGCCGUCUCGUUGCCAAACUGCAAUAAUGAGCAAGUGUACAAAAAGAUUGCGGAGGUAAGAGACCCUUACGAGGACAUGCCAGUACUAGAGAAGGAAUAUCUCAAAGAAGAAAUGCAGCCUCUUGGUUGUAAGGAGAAAGAUCAGAGUCAUCAUCUGGAGCAAAAGCAGGACAAAGAAGAUGAGAUGAUCACUGAAGACGACGAGAACCGAUGCACCAAUCAGAAACAUGAGGAGAGUGACGGGAGGAAGGAAGCUGCUAAUCCACUUGCGCCCGAAGAUGCACUCACAGUCCUGGAUGGAGCUGCUGAAGUCCUGUCCCCAGCAGCUACAGAGGAGAAGCCGUUUACCUGCGAGUUUUGUGGACGAAACCUCAUGAACAGCUCUGAACUGGAGCGUCACGUCAUGCGACAUCGAAUAUAACAUUUGUCUUUAUGUUGCGGACGGUAGCAAGCACUUCACACUUUUGAUGUUGUUGGUGGGAAGCUAGAUUUUGUAUUCAUGAACCGUCCUCCACCCUCUUACUGUACUGUGUAAAUCUGUAUAACCUGGUUAGAAUUAAAUUGUUCAUAUUUUAUUGAUUUUAACCCUUUUUCUAAUGAAAUGUUUUUAUGGUACCGCUGUUAAGCGUAGGAUUUAAUUUGUACGAUUCAGAAAAUAAACUUCAGAGCCAAGAGGGUGUCUGUUGUGUGACACGUUGUCAUUAAGAUCUUUUUUAGAUUUGUUUUGUUUAAAGACUAAUCCUCGUUUUUUACGUUUUGUAUUUCUGCUGUUUAUGUGAAGGAAGAUAUUAUUCAUUAAUACUGUAAAACAUGCAAAAAUAUUUACACUGAACUAUUGUUAUAUGGAUCAUCCAUGUUCAGUAAAGAACUACUAGACCAACCUUAAAACCACUGAUUGUGGUAAUGCCUGUGCUGCCUUCAGGUGCCGUUGGGUAUUUGACCAAUUGUUGCGUACUGUCACUUAACAAGUAAAUGUGUUCACCAAUAACGGUAUUGUGUUUGAUAUUCAAUAUAAAUAAUACAUUCUGUUUACUUUUUAACUCUUUUGUCCUACAUCGUUUCCUUUUUUUGUAAAUAAACAGUGUGAUUGCCACUCCUGAUU
Molecule: messenger RNA, 4059 nt
Organism: Cottoperca gobio
Lineage: Eukaryota; Metazoa; Chordata; Actinopteri; Perciformes; Bovichtidae
Product: zinc finger protein 462-like
Exons: 9
Coding region: 148-3378 (1076 amino acids)
Source: RefSeq, a predicted model, not a curated record